This is a messenger RNA of Aspergillus fumigatus Af293, 639 nucleotides long. RefSeq lists its product as uncharacterized. Lineage: Eukaryota; Fungi; Ascomycota; Eurotiomycetes; Eurotiales; Aspergillaceae. Gene Ontology annotation, cellular component: THO complex part of transcription export complex. Gene Ontology annotation, biological process: positive regulation of DNA-templated transcription, elongation; mRNA export from nucleus. The record is from RefSeq and is a predicted model, not a curated record. Gene Ontology annotation, molecular function: mRNA binding.
AUGACUAUCGGUGACAUUGUCUCCGAUCCCUCAUUGCUACCCGUGUUGCGUACUUGCGCCGAGACGCGGGAACAAUGCGAGAAGCUUUUAUCCUUGUUAGAUCCCACGACACAGUCUACUUCAUCCGACCCCGAACAGGCGCUUCUAGCUGCCUCUAAACAGCAGAGGCAGCUUUUUGCCCUUCUAGCCCAGCUCCGCGGUCAAAGUCGGGAUGCUAUUCUUCGGGUUCGCCAGACAAAACAACUUACAGCAGAAGCUCGGCAAGAGAUCGAUCGAUUGCAUCUGCAACUGCAGAAUCUGUAUUAUGAACAGCGGCAUCUGACCGGAGAAAUCGCUGCUUGUGAAUCAUAUGAUCACAAAUACCUGUCCCUGCCAUUGAUCCCUGUGGAGGAGUUUUUGGCCCUUCAUCCGGAGCAUGCCAACCUUGAUGCACAUGAACUUAUGAUUGCACGCAUUAAUCACGAACAUGCCGAGCGGGAGAAGCUGGAACAGGCUCGACAGGAGCUUCUGAAGCGCAAGCAAGCUUUGAUCGCAGAGAACAAGAAGCGGAAAGAUGACCUGGCUAGCCUGGACCAAGAUCUUGAACGGUUCAUUGAUGCAGCAAAACCGAUCCAGAAAAUCUUCGAGAAGGAAUACUAG